Messenger RNA from Histoplasma mississippiense, 3462 nucleotides. RefSeq lists its product with no specific name. NCBI's taxonomy places the organism in Eukaryota, Fungi, Ascomycota, Eurotiomycetes, Onygenales, Ajellomycetaceae. Gene Ontology annotation, biological process: regulation of transcription by RNA polymerase II; positive regulation of DNA-templated transcription, elongation. The transcript is spliced from 3 exons. Gene Ontology annotation, cellular component: nucleus; cyclin/CDK positive transcription elongation factor complex. The record is from RefSeq and is a predicted model, not a curated record. Bases 1 to 3462 code for a protein of 1153 amino acids. Gene Ontology annotation, molecular function: cyclin-dependent protein serine/threonine kinase activator activity.
AUGGCCACGGCAGUAGCUCACGCUACCUCCCAACUCAAUGGUGGUUUGAUUGACCCCACCAAGCAAGCAGAAUAUCCUAUUCUCCUGGGCAGCAAAUUGGCUGGGAAAGGACAAAAUAGUACAGAUAAAUUUAUUGGCAUUACUUAUAACCAUAAAACCAAGUCAGCUUCUCGACAUCAAAGGGCGACAAUCACUGCGACGGGCUCCACCCAGCAUCAAUACAAGCUCACACUUCGGGACAAAUCCCAUAGCGCAGAAUAUAAAAAUCUUGUUUACACAUACCAUGGCAGUGUUGAUCCUACCUCCUUAGUGUCCGAAUCAGAGACCAGCAACUUGGUUCUAGUGUUUGACCCAGAGCAAAAAGUGUUCGUUCUCGAGCCGGUGUCGACCAGAUUGAACUUCAACCUUCGAUCCGCGCCAGGGAAAUCAACUCAACAAGUUAUAGAACAAUACCCGCAGCUUAAUGUCCUCUCCGGAGAAGAUCAAAUAUCUUGUGAUGACCAACUUCAGGAAAGGAACGGUGAGGAUGACGCGGAAGGCGCUGCGGAUGAGAGCAACCCGUAUGAUUUCCGCCACUUUCUUCCAAAGCCCAAAGCUGAAAUCGAGGGACCUGAUGUCGCUACGUCUGAUGCUCUUCCGAACCUUACAAAUUCAUAUUUAGCACCACCACCUGUCGCCAGCGCGAGGUCGAGGCCAAAGCCGAUAGCUAAAGCCAAAGCUCAGGCAAAUCCGCUUCGACAACAGAAACGACAACCAAAAGUGGCUGCUGCGGACAGCGGCCCGACGAUAUCUCAACCUAAAUCUGCAACCCGCGUUGAUGAAGUGGAUAUCGGCCUCGAUUCGUCGUCCUCAGACAGAGAAGGAACUGCUAAGCUUGAAGUAGACGAAGAUAAGCCAUCACAGCCGGCGGCAUCUCCUGGGGCAAAUAUAAUUGUUGAUGGAGACUUAAUUAUUGAUAUGGGUUCUCCGCCUCCCGCUCGCCCAGCCUUCAAAAUAAAUCCUCGACAUUUCUCCUCAAAUAAUACCUCUGCCAAUGAGGCAGACUACGAUAGUGAUGAUGAGGGGGAGAUGGAAGACCUGAGAUUACCAUCACCUUCAACCACUAUGAUCCAAGCACGGAAGGGUGAUGAAGAGGAUGAGAAUGAGGAUGAGGACGAGGAAGAGCAGGAGGAAGAGCAGGAGGAAGAGGAGGAGGAAGAGGACGAGGAAGAAGACGAGGAAGAAGACGAGGAUCAGGAGGAACCAGAAGGAAAGGGAGAAAAUACGGGACAGGAUGAAGUGAUAGACGAUGAUGAUUUGGCUGCUGAGAUGGAAGCGGCUUUUGAGGAGAGUGCAAGAGAGGAAGAGCAGGAGAGGGCCCAAAGGCUAUUGCAACAGCAGCAGCAGCAGCAACGGAUGCAGCAGCAAAUCAUGAGCGAUGAUGAAAGCGAAAUCGAAAACCACGCCAUCCGAUUGACUACUACGUCUUCCUCGACUCGCGAACCCGCUCACUCAGUCCUAAUGCCCUCCAACCCUGUCCUUGUCGCGGCUCAAUCGCAAUGGAUAUUCACGGACGCGGAGCUUUAUCGGACGCCAUCUAUCCUCGAUGGGAUGACGAUUGAAGCUGAACACACAAGCCGUAGCAAGGGGGUGAACUUUAUCACCCAAGUCGGAAUCCUUUUGAAGCUUCCACAACUCACUCUCUGCACCGCGAGUGUCUACCUCCAUCGGUUUUUCAUGCGAUAUAGUAUGAAAGACCUUCCGCAGCGCCCAGGGAUGCAUCCCUACUCGGUCGCCGCGACUGCCCUAUUUCUCGCUACCAAAGUCGAGGAGAACUGCCGCAAGAUGAAGGAGCUAAUCGUCGCUUGUUGUCGCAUCGCACAGAAGAAACCAAGCAUGAUCGUGGAUGAGCAGUCGAAAGAAUUUUGGAGAUGGCGCGAUACCAUUUUACACAAUGAAGAUCUGUUGCUCGAAGCCUUGUGCUUCGAUCUUCAGCUUGAGCAGCCCUACCGCCUAUUGUACGACUUUCUUUGCUACUUUAAGGUGCAAGAGAAUAAACGGCUUAGAAAUUCGGCCUGGGCUUUCCUCAAUGAUUCUACAUAUACGGUACUAUGUGUACAGUUCCCGGCACGCACUAUAGCCGCAGCUGCACUCUAUGCAGCAGCAAGGCACUGUGAAGUUGCGUUUGAAGACGACUCCCUAAAUAGGCCUUGGUGGAGACAAUUGGACGUUGAUCUCCACGAGAUGAGAAGGGCAUGUAAUCGCAUGGCCGAUAUUUAUGAAUUUGUGUCUGUUCCCGUGCCCGGGCAGCAAUAUGUGCACCUGUCGACCCGUGACGACGAACCGACCGACAUGACGAGAACGUCCCACCACCCGAAGAGCGAGGGCAGUGUAGACGAUAGCGCCAACAACAGUAUGUCUCCUGGUGAGAUUAAUGGGCGCAAACGUGAAAGAGACAGCCAUUCCGGAUCAUUUAGCCAACAUCCAAUAAGCAUUCCCCCAAACGGAGCAACAUCGGGGGAGCCAGACCCUCAGCCUUCUCCCAAGCGCCAGCGUCGUGAAGGAAGCGAAGGCGAUACCGAAACAUCCUCAUUCAGCCAACCACAACAACCACCGUCAUCACAAAUCUCGUUAACUGAAGCAACUGCAAACAUGAACGUAGCCUCAAACUCAUCGUCACAAACCGCCAUCAGCAUUCCAUCCAGUCAGAGGCAACCAGAGAUGAACGGCCAUGGCCAUCCUAGGAAUGUCUCUCCUUCCAAAAGUAGAAUCCCACAAGCGGCACGCAUCCCUCUGAAUCAACCACGGCAAGAGCAUCCACUUCCUCCACCACCCCCAGUUACCGUGCCUCCCCUUCCCCAUCAACAACCCCAGCCCCCUCGCCGUGGAAGCUAUAGCAACAACCCACAACCGCCAAAUAGACAGCCGCCGACAAGAGGUCCACCUCCAGCGACGGUAUCAUCAAUGUUUCACCUGCCACCGCCACCAGCAGAUCCCUCAAAUGUUGACAAAUUACAGCAACGUAUCGAUGCUAUUAUCCAGCAAGGCAUGCCACCGGAAAAUGACAGGUCCCACGAACCUAGGGGAAAUUAUUACUAUCAUCCAUCAUCAAGUGAAAGGGAUCGGGAUCGGGAUAGGCAUAGAGAAAGAGAUAGGUACAGGGAUAACGAUCGGGAUAAGGACAUGGCAAGAGAAAGGGCACGCGACCAUGACCACGACCACGGAACCGACCAUCACGGUCGUUCCAGGAGACACCCGUCAGAGACGUCGGGUCCCGGAGCAAUGUCCACAUCACUUCCCCCACUACCGCCUCAACAGUCAGUGGCCCCACCAGUUCCCUCUUCUGAACCGCGCCACGACCUCGAGCAAGAUCAGCAAAGAAAACGCGAUGUUGUAGGAACGAACACCGCAUCGCUGCAGGACCACGAUACCAAAACCAAUGAUGCUGACGAUGACGGCGGGAGCGAGGAAGGGGAGCUUUGA